AUGAGGAAAAGGUUGCAACCAAUUCAUAAAUUGAAUAAUAAAAUAAUAAAUUCAAAAAUAAAUCAUCAAAGAAAAUAAAGAUGUAUUUACUAAAUAGGAAAAAUCAAUAUCAUCAGUUGCCUAAUCUAUUAAAGAGGAAAAUUAGGCAAAUGCUUAAUUAAAAAAAGAAAUAAAGGAAGUUGGAGAUCAAAGUUAGAAGGAAUAUCAUAGUUGGCUAUAAAAAUUGAUAAUUAGUCUGAAAAUUAAUUAAAAUAAGUUCUGAUAUGGAGUUUUGGUUGAGGGACAAAAUUAUACAAUACCAUUUUGAAAAACGCGCGAUAUUUAAGAGAGCUCAAAAUAAUUUGUGAAAAAGUAUGUUGAGUCAUUAAGACCAAAUCUACUUAGAGAUGAUUACUGGAUCAAGAUAUUUUAUAUUUUACUAGAAAGGAAAAAAAAACUAAUCAAAUAGUCUCUUUUGAUUUAUUAAGGCACAAGAGAUGGAUUAAAUUGUUAAUAAUAUUGGAAUAAAGUGAAUGGUAAAGCAAAUUUACUUAUGGUAUUUAAAUCCAAAAGUGAUUACAUCUUUGGAGCAUACUCUCCUUGUAAAUGGGAAUCAUGUAAUGGGAAAAAUAUAGAAGAUAAUACAUUAUCAUCUUUUAUAUUUUCAUAAACUCAUGAUUAAAUUUACCCAUUAAAAUAGGAUUCAAAAUAAUAUGCUAUUCAUUGUAAUUAAAAUUAUGGACCUAUAUUUGGAAAAGGAUAUGAUAUUCUAAUAAAUGGUAAUUUUACAGAUGGAUAUUCAAAUUUAGGUCAAGGAUACUAAUUUGAGAAAUAUAAGAAUGGAAGCAAUGAUCCAUAUUUAUUUGGAUAAGAUAAGCCAGAAAUAAAAGAAUGUGAAAUAUAUGAAUUAUAAUUUGUUUGA
Paramecium primaurelia is the source of this 901-nucleotide messenger RNA. Lineage: Eukaryota; Ciliophora; Oligohymenophorea; Peniculida; Parameciidae. The record is from the annotation of a GenBank genome assembly.